Messenger RNA from Lycium ferocissimum, 1784 nucleotides. RefSeq names its product WAT1-related protein At3g02690, chloroplastic. The coding region runs from base 109 to 1380 and encodes 423 amino acids. Gene Ontology annotation, cellular component: chloroplast; membrane. The transcript has 7 exons. The record is from RefSeq and is a predicted model, not a curated record. Lineage: Eukaryota; Viridiplantae; Streptophyta; Magnoliopsida; Solanales; Solanaceae.
UCUUGAUCUUUUAUUCCUUUUGAUUUUUCCAUCAUUGUUGGGAAACUAUAAAAGCAUAAAAGUUGAAAAUUUAAUCAAAAAAAAAAAAAAGAGAAAGGAAGAAGAAAAAUGGCAUGGUCUCCAUUUUUUCCUUCUUCCAGUCCUCUCUGCUGUUCAUCACUCACUACUAUCCACCUUAAUUCCCUUUGCAAAACUCCCACUUUAUUCCAUCACUACUCAAUUAACCACAAACAUGAUAAUAAGUCUCCACAAUUAUCCAAGAAUCAUCUUUAUCUUAAUUCCCACACAAAAAAGUUCAUUUCUUUCUCAAAAACAAAGUCCACUGAAUCCAAGAUUGAAGAUAAACAAUCAUCAUCAAAAGAAGUGGACUGUGUAGGAACUGGAUUAGAUGUGGAGUGUGUAGUAAACCCUUCUGAGGAAUUAUCCAAAGACUCAAACUUUAUGUUUAAAAAUGUGAAAGGAGAUGAAAGGGUGUUGUUGUUUGAGACAAUAUUGGAAUGGGGUUUGUUAAUUUCACCUUUCUUCUUUUGGGGUACAGCUAUGGUAGCAAUGAAGGAAGUUUUACCAAAGACUGGACCUUUUUUUGUUUCAUCAUUUAGGUUGAUUCCUGCUGGUUUAAUGUUGGUUGGUUUUGCUGCUUCAAAGGGUAGGAAUUUUCCUAAUGGAUUCAUUGCUUGGUUGUCUAUUACACUCUUUGCUCUUGUUGAUGCUACUUGUUUUCAGGGAUUUCUUGCUGAAGGACUUCAGAAGACAUCUGCUGGCUUAGGCAGUGUGAUAAUAGAUUCACAGCCUUUGACAGUGGCUGUGCUCGCAGCUUUGUUAUUUGGUGAGUCCAUAGGUUCUGUUGGAGCUGCAGGUCUUGUGCUCGGGGUGAUAGGCCUUUUACUCCUUGAGGUACCCGCUCUCUCUGUUGAUAAUAGCAACUUCACACUUUGGGGAAGUGGAGAGUGGUGGAUGUUUCUUGCAGCACAAAGCAUGGCUGUCGGCACAGUAAUGGUCCGUUGGGUUUCUAAAUACUCGGACCCAGUCAUGGCUACUGGAUGGCACAUGGUUAUUGGGGGACUUCCGCUGGUGGCUAUCUCCAUUCUCAAUCAUGAACCUGUCAUUAGUGGGAGUUUUAAGGAACUAACAACGAAUGACUUGUUGGCUUUGCUGUAUACUUCAAUCUUUGGAAGUGCCAUAAGCUAUGGUGUAUACUUCUACAAUGCAACAAGAGGUAGCCUGACAAAGCUCAGCUCCCUCACCUUUUUAACUCCAAUGUUUGCAUCGGUUUUUGGGUUCCUAUAUCUAGAUGAGACCUUCACACCCGUGCAACUUAUUGGAGCAUUCGUCACAGUGGCUGCAAUUUACAUGGUUAAUUACAAAAGUGAUGCCAAAUGAUAUAGCUGGCAAUCAACUGAUACUCCUUGUGUCUGGAGAGAGAAGAAAGCUCAACGGAUUAAUUACUCCAUUUUGCACAAGAGAAAUACACUGUAUAGAAAAAAUUCUCAAGAUUAUAUUAAGACCCUACAAGAGGAGACGCACAGGUUAAUAUACAAGCCAGAACUUGCUUGGAGAUGGUUUCCCAACCCAAGUUUUCGAGAUGAUGUAUUAUCACAUUAGGUGUAGAGAAACUUUUCUUGGAUAAAAUGUCCAGGAAUAAUAGCUAUGUAACUGUUAGAGUUGUGUACAGAAUUCUCAUGCUACCACAGCAUCAAGCUUAACAUAUGUAUUUGUGCCUAUUCCAAUAUCUUAUUAUCAAGUUUGAAAUCUGUAUAAAUGUGAAACUCCAUUAUCAGCCCCCA